Messenger RNA from Brachypodium distachyon (stiff brome), 1962 nucleotides. RefSeq lists its product as uncharacterized. Gene Ontology annotation, biological process: SCF-dependent proteasomal ubiquitin-dependent protein catabolic process. The transcript is spliced from 2 exons. Gene Ontology annotation, molecular function: ubiquitin-protein transferase activity; protein binding. Lineage: Eukaryota; Viridiplantae; Streptophyta; Magnoliopsida; Poales; Poaceae. The record is from RefSeq and is a predicted model, not a curated record. The coding region runs from base 229 to 1080 and encodes 283 amino acids.
UAGUCCCCUCAGUAUAUUCUGGGCAGCCCCAAUGCAAGGCAACCUAAAGCUAAUGGAUUCGUGCAGCAGCGGCCCUAUCAAAAGGAUUCGGGCAGCGGCGGUAACGGAGCGAGGCAUCAAUUAAGCUAUUUAAUGCCUGGCAUCGCAUCGAAUAUGCGGAUCAAAUCAAAAUCUUGAUCUCAUCUCCAGCUAGCUCGCAGGGCGGUUGCCGUUGGGCGCGACGCCGUCAUGCGGAUGCUGAUGAGCGCACCAAUGAUUUCGGAAAGCGAUUACCGGAGCGGACGGGGCCGGAGGCGGAGGCGGACGCCGACGCGGAUCCUCCUGGUGUCUCUCCCACUCCAAAACCCUAGAUCCGCCGUCGCCGGCCACGGGGACGGAGGAGCACCGGUCGCCCCUGCCACGGCGUCGUCGGACUCAGAUCAACCCGUCGCGAAGCGGACGCGCAGCCGCAGCCGCGCCUCCGCCGCGGGAGCCAUUGCCGUCCUCCCCUUGGACCUCCUGCUGUGGGAGAUCCUGCUCCGCCUGCCCGCCGCGGCGCUCCUCCGCUGCCGCGCCGUCUGCCGCUCCUGGCGCCGCCUCACCUCCGACAACCCCGGUUUCCUCCUCGCGCACCACCGCCGCCAGCCGUCGCUGCCCCUCUUCGUCCUCACCAGAUCCUACGACCGCAAGUACCCCGCCCUCGGCCCCGGGCGCGGCCAGCCUCUCCUCGGGCUCAGCAACCACGACAAGGGCUACCGUACCGCGACUUCGUGCUCCACGCGUCCUGCGACGGACUCCUCCUGGUCUCCCUCCCGAACAGCUGCUUCAGCAUCUGCAACCCGGCCACGCGCCAGCGCGCUCCGGUCCCGGGUCUCAACGCCGACGCCUACUGGACCAACGUCGAAGCGAUGUACCUCCACCGCCCCUCCGGGGAGUACCGUGCUCUUUACUGGCACCACCGCGGACACAAAAACCACACCAAUAAUGAGGGCGAAACCCUGUGCUACAUCCUCAGGGUGCCGCGGGCGCGAGAGCCGAGGCACAUUGUGCUUCCUGCGGCUUACCGUGGCAUUGUGCAUUGUCCUAAUCCGCCCGUCAUGAUCCGCGGCUGCCUUCAUUGGGAUCCCGGCCGCUGUUCCCUCGACACGGCGGUUGUUUUCGACACCGAGGCCGAGUCAUUCAGGUCGAUGCGCCUCCCGGCUGCUGCUUUUGCUGGUAACAGCCGCAGCUGCACUCGUUUGCACGACAUGGAUGGUAUGCUUGGCCUCAGUUGCUUCGAUGAAAGCGGAACGGUUGCGGAGGUCUGGGUGUUGGAGGACUAUGAGAGGGAGGUCUGGUCACUCAAGUACAAGAUUAAUUUCUCAUCGGACAGCAUGUGUAGCUUAGCAAAGAGACACCUGGUUUUGUCCCACGAGGGAGAUAUGCUGCUAUACAGUAACUCAAGUCUGGAAGCCACAUGGUUCACUAUGAGGGCAAGUUUCUAGAGAAAUUCCAAUGGGAAUCAUGGGCUUCAACCUUGACUGGACAUUUGUACAAAGAGAGCCUUGUCAAGCAUGAUUUCUUCCCGAAGCCAUACAGUGCUCCUACAGUUAGACAUCGAUCUCUUUUCACAAAACUCUAAAUUAAGUUACAGGCAAUGCCAGAUCAAUCAACUGUUACCUAAAUUAACAAGGAGUAUCGGGCUACAUUUUGAAGAUUGAUCUUUAUGCUCUUCACCCAUAAUGUUCAGUUAUCAACCUGCGUCUAAAGUUUAGGCGCUGGCAGCCAAUAAAAUUAAACUAGUUGUGCAACAGUUCAGUGUUUUUUUUCUUCAACUGUAGCAGAGUUCAAUUCCUUUUGGUAUAAUAUAGUACUUGGUAGUCGUUGAAGUUUUUUCAGUUUUCUGUCCUGAUUACUGAUGUUCUCAACACAUGGUUUUCAUUCAAUAUUGCACUGAAAAUUAAUGCGUCCAGUGCACUGAAAUAAAGUCGUACGUCAUGCCCA